AUAACUCACCCUGCUCGCCAGCCUUUUGUCCUCCAUCCAGUUUCCCCUGCCCCCGGCUGGCCGGCAUACUAGAUACUACCCUCUGUCGGUGUCUUGGUUCCCCGUCCUAUCGCGUGCGCUCUGUGGACCGUGGUGGCGACUACUGGGUGGCCGCCGCCACCCCCGCUCGGCCGCCCUACGCCAGGUGCUCACCGUCUUCGGGACCUUCGCCGGCAACGAACACUCACCAGUUGUAAUGAUUGGUGUAACGUAUACCGGAAAUCUGUCCCUUUUUUCAGGGAGGAUGUUGCCCUUGUUUAGACACUGCUGUGCCUUUGGAAGUCAUCAUCCUCAUCCCUUAAUUUGGAGGAACAUCUUCCAAACAUCGCGAAGAGAACAAAAACAAAUCAGGAGUUGGGAUGCACAGUGCUCAGCAAAUCAGGAUCAAGCUUCUAUAGAGAAAUGCAAUGCUCCAAAGAAUUUACCAAUACCUGAUAAUUCACUUCUCGAUGCUCGUAUUCUCUAUUGUACCUCUCCUGCCCUGGGUCAUAACAAAGAAGCACACCCAGAAUCGAACAAAAGAGUUCCUGUGAUAGUUGAUACUCUUGAGAAAUUGGAGCUUAGUCCCAAGCAUCGUGGUUCACAGGUUCUUGAAAUUCAAAAUUUCAACCCUGCUUCUCUAGAUGAUGUUGCACGAGUUCAUUCAAGAUCUUACAUCACUGGACUAGAAAAGGCUAUGGGCAGAGCUUCAGAUGAAGGUCUGAUAUUGAUUGAAGGGACAGGACCAACAUACGCUACAGAAACUGAGAGGAGGACUGGGAAAAGGAUUGGGACUGGAGUCAGGCGUAAUGGGUUGUGGUUCAUCAGUCAUGAGGAGUCAGCAUUGAAAGCAAUUGUUGAAGUGGAUGUGAAGGAGAUUUUGCUACAUCAUCGUCGGUUAGGACAUAUAUCUUUUGAGAGCUUAAGUAGGUUGCACCCCAGGAUGUUUAAGGGAGUGGACAAAAGUCAGCUUGUAUGUGAUGCAUGUGAACUUGGCAAGCAUACUAGAUCUAUCUAUCCUAGUAUUGGUCUACGCAAUUGUGAACCGUUUAUUCUAAUACACUCGGAUGUUUGGGGUCCUUGUUCAGUCACUUCUGUGAAUGGUGCAAAGUGGUUCGUUAAUUUUAUUGACUGUUACACUCGUAUGACUUGGAUCUAUAUACUUAAGCAUAAAAGCGAGGUGUUAAAGUGCUUUCAAGACUUCCAUAAAUUGGUGGCAAAUCAAUUUAAUGCAAAGAUUCGGGUUAUCAGGACCGAUAAUGGAACAGAGUAUGUGAACAAUGAAUUCAGAUCAUAUCUAUCAUGUCAAGGAAUUAUUCACCAAACAACUUGUCCUGGAACUCCACCUCAGAAUGGUGUAGCAGAGUGAAAAAAUCGUCAUUUGUUGGAGGUAGCAAGAUCUCUCUUGUUUCAAAUGAAUGUGCCUAAAUAUUUGUGGAGUGAGGCAGUAAUGACAACCACAUAUCUCAUCAACCGAAUGCCCUCAAGAAUACUUGACAUGAAAUCACCUAUGGAGCUUUUGUUGGGAAAGAAUGACUUUCGAGUUCCACCCAAAGUCUUUGGCUGCGUUUGCUUUGUAAAAGAUCAUCGACCUACGGUGAGCAAGUUGGAUCCUCAAGCAGUCAAGUGCAUUUUUGUGGGUUAUGCGUCUACUCAGAAAGGAUACAAGUGUUGGGAUCCUAUUGGUAGGAGAUUGUUUGUGAGUAUGGAUGUGACAUUUCGAGAAGAAGAACCAUACUACACAAAGAAGGUUGAUUUAGAUCACAUCCUAGAAGAUUUCUCUUCGGUUCAUGGAAGGGACCGUAGAGAGGGAGAAGAUGACAGUGCCCAGGAUGAUUGUGGUCAAGGUAGUAGGGCUUCAAGAGGGGUAAUUGUUGGAGGUAUGAUUCCACCAGCAAUGGAGGAAGAGAUAACUACAGAGAUAUUGAGUAGUGGUGAAAGAAGUAGUGAUGAUCACAAGGAGACAAAGGACGAUGAAGUUGUGAUUGUUGGGUCAAUCCCAUGUUCUGCUGGAGGAAGAGUGAAUGAUAAACAGGGGGAGCAAGAGCAACCGAUAGUGUACUAUCGAAAGCGGACUAAGAAGCCCAGGGGGGCAACCACAACCUGAACAAGUUGAAGCUCCAAUCCCAUCUCCAGUCCUAGACUCCUCUCCAGUCUCAACUGGUAAUGUUUCUCCUCCUGAUGAACAUGUAAACUUACCCCUUGCACAAAGAAGAGAACCUAGAAUAAAUGCUGGAAAACCCCCUUCUCGUUAUUGUUAUGAACAUGACAUUGCUAAGUAUGUCUCAUACUCUAGU
Molecule: messenger RNA, 2315 nt
Organism: Zea mays
Lineage: Eukaryota; Viridiplantae; Streptophyta; Magnoliopsida; Poales; Poaceae
Product: histone deacetylase 10
Exons: 6
Coding region: 236-1387 (383 amino acids)
Biological process (GO): DNA integration; epigenetic regulation of gene expression
Cellular component (GO): histone deacetylase complex; cytoplasm
Molecular function (GO): nucleic acid binding; histone deacetylase activity
Source: RefSeq, a predicted model, not a curated record